AUAUCAUUCGCGCUAGUCAAUCGCAAGAAGACUCUCCCUCCAGAGUUUCGCCUGGAGAUAUAUUCGCCGUCAGUUGCGUAUCGAUAAGUCGCGCCGACGAUGGGAUCUCUUCUGCGAUCUUCAUUUCUUGCAUCCCGCUCCGAUAGUUUUGUCAAGACGAUCAGGACCGAUCUCACGUCGAAUCAAUCAAUCGCCAAUUAUCUCGCUUACCUAAUUAACUGCCUCGCGACUCGAGACCGAAUUCUUGCUGGAGGCGCGACAGGAUGGGGCGUCACGUGUAGCGCGAAAGUUCAUCGGCCCUUGCUCCUUGGUCUGUCGGCCCGGAUCCGGACUCCGCGAUCGAUCGGUUAUAAUGUGCAGAUAAUGAUAUCUCCACUUCCGUCAUACGACGACGACUUCCUGAACAGCGCCUACGCAAACAUUAGCCUGCUCGCCGACGAGGCCUGGUCCUACGACCGCGAGGAUCCCUUUCGCAAGCUGAAUCGCUCCCUCUGGAUCAAGGUGAGAUAUUGUGCCUUCAAGCAUCUCUUCGAGUUCACUGGAGGCGGAUGAAGCCAGUAAGAGCCGACGUAAAAUGCAAAUUGUCAAACUCUUUCGAUUUCUGAACGAAAU
This is a messenger RNA of Harpegnathos saltator (Jerdon's jumping ant), 612 nucleotides long. RefSeq lists its product as uncharacterized. The record is from RefSeq and is a predicted model, not a curated record. The transcript has a single exon. Lineage: Eukaryota; Metazoa; Arthropoda; Insecta; Hymenoptera; Formicidae. The coding region runs from base 100 to 552 and encodes 150 amino acids.